This is a messenger RNA of Arachis duranensis, 2334 nucleotides long. RefSeq names its product disease resistance protein RPP13-like. NCBI's taxonomy places the organism in Eukaryota, Viridiplantae, Streptophyta, Magnoliopsida, Fabales, Fabaceae. The record is from RefSeq and is a predicted model, not a curated record. The transcript is spliced from 3 exons. The coding region runs from base 1 to 2334 and encodes 777 amino acids. Gene Ontology annotation, molecular function: ADP binding. Gene Ontology annotation, biological process: defense response to other organism.
AUGUGCGGCAUAGUCUUGUCGAGAAAAUGUUGGUACUGCCGCGACACCGUGAAUUUCCAUGGCCAUAAGGUGCCAUCCAUGGUUGAAUCACUUUUGAACCUUGAAUCUUCUGAUAAUGUUGGUGUGGUGGGAAUUUAUGAAGAUCCUAAAAUAGCCAAAAGUUACAUAACAAGAUUUGCUUUUGAGCUAUACUAUAAGAUCAAAUACAAGUUCAGAGCGGCAAGUUUUCUUGUUGAUGUUAGUAAACAGUUAAGGGUAAACACCGCUAAUGGCUUGGAAAAUCUCCACAAGGAGCUUCUUUCUGAUAUGGGUGUGGAAACCAUGCAGGAGUUGCAACGUAAGAGGGUGCUUCUGGUUCUGGAAAGGGUUGAUAGUGAACAGCAUUUGAAGUUGCUAGUGGAAAUGGGAGUAAGUGAUUGGUUUGGUGGUGGUAGUAGGAUCCUCAUAGCAACAGAAAACAGAAAUCUGUUUGAGGAUUGUCCUGCUGUGAUGAAUGGUGUUAAGCUUGAGAAACAUUGCAUACGUGAAGGUGAAUUGGUGAAGGAAAAGAUUGUGAAGGAGAAGAAGGUAGUGGGAUUUGUGAAAGAAUUCAUCGAUGUAAUUAAUCAACUGAAGGAAGAAGAUUCAAAUGGGAGGAGUGUUGUUUCAAUUGUCGGCAUGGGCGGGUCGGGCAAGACUACUCUUGCCCGAAUGAUCUAUGACAGCGAUGAGGUGACGAAGGUAUUCCCUUGCCGUGCAUGGGCAACUGUUUCCAAACAGUGCAUUGAAAAGGAAGUUUACAGAAACCUUCUCAAGUCUUUGAAGGUACCAAAAUCGAAAUAUGAAAAAUUAAGUAAAGAGGAGUUGAAGAAAAAGGUGAGAGAAUGUUUGAAUGGGCAAAGCGGGAAGUAUUUGAUAGUGCUGGAUGAUGUGUGGAACACUCAGGCGUGGAACAAGUUGGAGCAUCUUCUCCCAGAAAAGAAUAAUGGGAGCAGGAUAUUGAUGACUACGCGAAAUGAUAGGGUGGCAAACCAUGCAAUGUCAAAGGAACCUCACCAUCAACUUGGCCCUUUGGAUGAAGAAGAAAGUUGGGAAUUGUUCCGUAGCGAGGUGUUUGGUAGAGAAGAGUGUCCUUCUGAUUUAGAGUCUAUUGGUAAAUCAAUUGCCAAAAGUUGCAAGGGUUUGCCAUUGGCUAUCGUAACCAUAGCAGGGGUUGUCAAAAAGAGGAAGAGAUCAAAAACAGAGUGGGAAAGUAUUGAGAAAUUAAUUCCUCAUUGGUGCGAUGAUGAUGAUAUCGACAGGAUGAAGAAGAUAUUGAAGAUGAGCUAUGACGAUUUACCUAAGAAAUUGAAGCCAUGCUUUUUAUAUCUUGGGGUAUUUCUGGAAGAUUACCCGAUAAAGGUGAGGGAGAUAAUCAGACUAUGGAUUACAGAAGGCUUCAUACAGGUAAGAGAAACCGGAACAUCAAAGGCACCACCACAGCCUGAAGAUAUUGGUGAGGAAUACCUGAAGGAGUUAGUGGAUCGUAACUUGGUGGAAGUGGCAAGGAGGAGGAGGAGUGAUGGGGAAGGCGUGAAAACAUUUCGGAUCCACGAUCUCUUUCGAGAUCUGUGCAUCUCAGAGAGCAACAAGGAAGAUGAUGACAAUACAAAGAGCAAUAUUAAUUCUCGUAGAUUAUCCUUUACUGGCAACGCUAGAUCAUAUGUUUGUUCAGCAAAAUCUAAUCAGUCGACGAGCAUUUGUUCCUUAUUUGUUUGUGCAAUAGAUUUUGAUUGGUCAAGUGGUAUUCUGGAUAACACACAAUCAGUUAAUGUGCUAUAUGUUGACAUAUUUGGUGGUAGAGCACCUAGUAUGGAUUUGGAGGAGUUGAUCCACCUAAUGUACUUGAAAAUAGAUGGCCCACCUGAGGUACCCAUAAGAAUUGGUGAGUUUAAGCAGAUGAGACAUCUUCGUUCUCAAGGGUGUGUGCAGCUACAACUAGACAGAGAAGGAUCAAGAGACAUAUUACAGAAUCUCCAAAGCCUAUGUUAUGUGCGUGCUGAUUCAGUACUAGCAACCCUCAUCGAAAAUGGCUGCUUUCCCAACUUGAAAACAUUGGGUUUGGUAUUGUAUCCAGAGGACAAGCAAGGAGGAGGUAGGACUGAAGAACUAAGGAGGCUGCGUGGCCUAAGUAAUCUACACAACCUGAAAUUAAAGUUUGAUCACACGAAGCACAUUCAUUUGCCAGCACUUCCAAUUGACACAUUUGAAUUUGUGUCAAAGCUUACCAAGAUUACUUUGGUGAUCAGGGAGCAUGCACAAAAACUCUUGAUUGUGGUGAUGCUGGGAGUUUUCCGAAGCUUCAAGUGUUCAUGA